Melanotaenia boesemani (Boeseman's rainbowfish) is the source of this 3218-nucleotide messenger RNA. RefSeq names its product solute carrier family 2, facilitated glucose transporter member 11-like. The coding region runs from base 144 to 1754 and encodes 536 amino acids. The transcript has a single exon. Lineage: Eukaryota; Metazoa; Chordata; Actinopteri; Atheriniformes; Melanotaeniidae. Gene Ontology annotation, molecular function: hexose transmembrane transporter activity. The record is from RefSeq and is a predicted model, not a curated record. Gene Ontology annotation, cellular component: membrane. Gene Ontology annotation, biological process: monosaccharide transmembrane transport.
AUAAGGACAUAUGCACGGUGACUCUCGACAAAACAGUCUGUAUGCUACAUUUUAUUAAACAAGAAACUAAACAACCACAAGUUAGCUCUUGAGAUUGUAAUGAUUACAAAGCUAUAGGACAAAUUGGGACAACUGCCAUUCAGAUGAACUCUACAGGACAAAAUGAGCCAGAGGAAACCAGCAAACCUUCGGGCGUUGCCAGGACCCUUACUCUGACUGUGUGCUCUGCUGCUAUUGGAGGCACCUUCCAAUAUGGCUACAACAUCUCAAUCAUCAAUGCUCCCACCAGCUAUAUCCAGAACUUCAUUAACAAUACCUAUAUGGAGCGCUGGGGGACAGGUUUGGAUACCCCCCAGGUGACCCUGGUGUGGACUAUUAUCGUGUCAGCUUUCUCAUUGGGUGGCUUGCUAGGGGCCCUGCUGGCAGGGCCUAUGGCUGUCCGCUUUGGUAGAAAGAAGUCCCUGCUUUUGAACAACACCUUCCUACUUGUUGGUGCUGUGCUCGUACUGACAUGCAAGGUGGCAAAAUCGUUUGAGAUGAUCAUCAUUGCUCGUUUUCUGGUGGGCAUGAACUCCGGUGUCAGUAUGAACGUCCAGCCUAUGUACUUUGGAGAGAGUGCUCCCAAACACCUCAGAGGUGCCGUGGCUUUUUCCUCUUCCGUUUUCACUGCAUUUGGGAUCUUCUUUGGUCAGAUUGUGGGAAUCAGCGAGUUACUAGGAACGGAGCCUCUUUGGCCGUACUUAUUAGCUAGUAAUGCCGUACCAGCAUUGAUCCAACUAGUUACCUUACCCUGGUUCCCAGAAAGCCCUAGAUACCUUCUUAUUGACCGUGGAGAUAGGGAAGCAUGUAUCCAGGCUCUUGGAAGACUCCGCGGUGGGGAAGCUCCUGCUUUGGAGAUGGAGGAAAUGCUUCAGGAACAACAGCAGCAAAUGUCAGCAGCUUUAAAAACUGGCUCUGCAGUCCCCUCCAAGACGCCUUGGUCCUUGUUCAAGGACCCUAACCUACGAUCCCAGCUCAGGACGGUCAUGGCUGCUAGCAGCGCUAUGAUGCUCUGUGGCAAUGAUUCUAUUUACUUCUAUGCAUCCUACAUUUUCCUUGAAGCAGGGAUACCCCCAGAGAAAAUACAGUACAUUACCAUUGGAACGGGGGCAUGUGAGUUUACCGCUUCUGUUCUGAGUAACCUCCUGAUUGAACGUGUGGGCCGCAAGUACCUUCUCGUUGGGGGUUACACUCUUAUGAGUUGUUGGAGUAUAGUUUUUACUGUAGCUCUUACCCUUCAGAGCCAAGGGCUGGCAGGGAUGCAAUACCUCAGCAUGGCAUGCGUGUUCUCCUACAUCCUCAGCUUCGGCUUAGGCCCUGCAGGGGUAACGGGGAUCUUACCAGCUGAGAUCUUCGACCAGGCAGCUCGGCCAGCUGCAUACAUGGUUGCAGGCUCUCUAAUGUGGAUCAGCCUGUUCACGGUGGGAAUGUUUUUCCCCUUCAUUGUGAACGGCCUUGGUAACUACUGCUUCCUGCCUUUCUUAGCUGUGUGUUUGGUGUCUGCUGUGUUUUUGGGGAUAACUAUGCCAGAGACAAAGGGCAAGACUCUGGCUCAGAUAACAGCUGAGUUUGAUAAAAAAAAUGGAGAUAAAACUAUGGAAAUGCUAAACAAGCAAGUUGAUGAGUCUCAGAAUGAUCAAUACCAGCUGGGAAAAGCAUGCUCCUUUACCACCUUGACACAUGAUCCUGAAUCCAACUGUAAAAGCGAGGACUGAAAUUUGACUUCCAAGAAAAGUUUAAAUGGAACAGCCAGUGCCUUUGUGGUAUCUUUGUGCACUUUCAAGUUUUUUUCAUGUUGAUGUUGUAGUAGAGUCCUAUGUAAGAAGAAUAAUCUAUGGAAUGAUUGAUUGUACCCAUUACUAGUAGUAAUUAAUAUUUUGCGUACACAGAAAACUCAACUAACUUCCUUAAUCAUACAGUUUGCUCGCAUGUAACUGAAUACAAAAAACAAAUAGAUUGUAAAACAGCAAAUAACACCUUCCCAAUGACUACGGACAGAAGAUUACACUUUACAGCCAUACGAGAAACAAUUUGAAGUGGCAGUCAGAUAAACAGCCCAUAAAAUGUUCUUUUAGCUUUUUGAUGCAAGUCAUAACACCUAAACUUUGUGAAAGAGGUAGCCAAGAGGACAAUAUACCUCAAAUUUAACAAGCUAAUCUGUAUUCAGUACUCACACUCUAAAAGUCUAAUCAGUAAAGCCAGUGUUUGCAGCAGAGUGAGUAAUCAUGUGAACUCUAAUUGAACAUGGCUGCACCAGGAAAGAUAACUGUUUGUUUUAGAUUAUCCAGCUCAGUGAGCUAUGCCAAUGAAAGUUUUCCUAUGCAGUGAACCAAAUCAGAAUAUUCACUUUUUGGAAUUUUUGUGGGGUUUUAUCAGCUUGAUUGUAUGUGUAAUUUAACUAUAUUAGUUACCAUUCGGACCAUAAGGGUUUUUAUUUCUAUAAUGAAAUAUAAAUACAUGUUUUUUUCUGAAUUUGUGUGGGCAACUCCUCAAAAUGAUCAGUAGAUGUCACCAUCGUCCUCAUGGCCUCCUCUCUUAAGUGCAACAUGAAGAAAUAUGAUAUGAAAAUGCAUUCAGCAUAAAGACUCAGGCAAUGAUGGCACUUUGAAAUUCAACAGCUGGCAUUUCACAACCCUCUCAAGCCUUCUGUGGACCAUCUGCCACAGGUUCUGUAUGUUCUUUAAUCAGCCUAUGUCGCUUUUGAUUGCUAGAAUGAGUCAUAUAUGCAGAUAUUUAUGGACGUAUGCACUGUUGUUGCAUGUAGCAUGGUCUGUGCACAUAUUGAAUCAAGCUGUUGUUGUAUGAUACUGUUCUUCCAAAGAAUUUUAUGACAAUCUCCUGUGAUGGUAAAUGCCUGGCAAAAUUCACCUUGUAUGAUUCUCAGGCUGUAUUUUUUAUUUAUUCUAUUUUUAUUUAUGAGGCUAAUUAUUUAUUUAGUCAUAUUUAUUCAAGGAAAAUACCUACUGCAUGUACAACAACAAAUAAAAACAAUAGUGGCUACACUUGUCUUCUUAAUGUUCCAGUUACUUUAAGUGGUUCCGCCUGCUGCUUUUUAAAUUAGAUUUAACCUCCAUCACUGUAACUCCUUUCACUCCUCUGCAUUUAAAUCCAACUGCUUCCACCCACUCAUAUUAAAAGUGUUAGCCUGAUACAGCUAUUUAUAGAAACAUGUGCUGUUU